Molecule: messenger RNA, 800 nt
Organism: Phoenix dactylifera (date palm)
Lineage: Eukaryota; Viridiplantae; Streptophyta; Magnoliopsida; Arecales; Arecaceae
Source: RefSeq, a predicted model, not a curated record
CAGGUUGGGUUGGUGUUCGCGUCGUCAAUGGUCGAUUACAGAUUCCGCAGUGCGGUUACGGCUCAAUCUAUACACUCCCUCCCUCCCUCCCUCCCUCCUCCUCCUCCUCCUCCUCCUCCUCCUCCUCCUCCCUCUCUCUCUCUCUCUCUCUCUCUCUCUCUCUCUCUUAAUGGCUUGUGGAAUCUGCAACCCCUCCUUGAGGCCUUCCAUCCUUCCCCAUCGCCCGACAGCGCUGAAAGAGAACUGCCACGUGAUGUUCUUCUAUGUUCAUAGUUACUGCAGUGAUCAGCUGGUGUCGAAUGUACACCUGGAGUCUCAUGCAACUUCUAUGCAUAGGAUACCAAAAUCUGCUGAUGAGGGGGCGCGAGUACAAGCUUCACUUGUAAGUAGAAUAUCGGGUCAAGCAGCACCCAGGCCAGCCAUGAAACUAUCCAGACCUAACAACAUCAUCAGUUUUGACAUCACUAUGGGAUGCUGUCAGAAUCUAUUGAUGCCUGUCAGAUAUUUGUGUGUUUCGGUUGCUAGCUGCAAGACUGAAGAUUCCAAUGUGAUAAUAACUGGUUAUUGGAUGGGGCCUGAUAUUGAAGAUGGUUGGGGAUUUGUUGAGGCUGCUGUCGAUCGAAAUAUUUGAUUGUUGAUAGGGCACAUGUACUUGCCAAUUAUGUGAGUUUUCCAAUACCCAAUAUACCGCAUAUUGUGUUGGCUCAGGCCUUUUGUACCACUUUAUUUCCUUAAUGAAGUCAGGUGGUGCUCUGCUCCUCCUUUUUAGCAAAAAAAGUGGCUGCAUAUUAUGAUUUCAA